Molecule: messenger RNA, 6974 nt
Organism: Sarcophilus harrisii (Tasmanian devil)
Lineage: Eukaryota; Metazoa; Chordata; Mammalia; Dasyuromorphia; Dasyuridae
Gene: GPRIN2
Product: G protein regulated inducer of neurite outgrowth 2
Exons: 4
Coding region: 393-2009 (538 amino acids)
Biological process (GO): neuron projection development
Cellular component (GO): plasma membrane
Source: RefSeq, a predicted model, not a curated record
CCAGCCCGGCCCGGCCCGGCCCCACCUCCCAGCUCAGUCCCAGGAGGGCUGAGUUGCGGUGGCGGCGCGGCGGCGGCGGGCGGCCCUGUCUGGGUCUCCAGGAUUAGCUUCAGCCUCUCUCUUCCUCCACCCCCACAUUCUCUCCAUCCCCUUGCCCCCGGCUCCAUCUUGCUUGGGCUGCAGCCUCCCGGGCACCUGUGGAAGAGUCGCCGUCUGCGCCUCCCCUCCGACUGCUAGGUCAACGUGACACUUUUCCUCAUGACAAAUUUGUAAGAGGCCAUUCUGAAGUUUCCCUGAGCUGUUUUGCCUCAGUAAGAAGAUGAGACCAAAAGGGAGAACCUAGUUGACCUGAGAUUUUGGAAAAAAUCCUGGAAGGGAAGCCUCUGUUGGCCAUGGCCACCAGCGACUCUCAUCCAGAGUGCCAGCCCACGUCGACUCUCCACGGCCAGCCCCUGUCCAAGAGCUCCUCCAGUCUACUGACUGACAGACCAGCCAGUGGGCAGGAACUCCGCAAGAGUGUCAGUAGUACCGUCUGCCCAAGUCCUACCGGGGAGGCUGAGCCGAGCCAGUUGGCUGGAGAGGGUGUCGUGGGGACCGCAGCGGAAUGCGAAGUGGGAAGUCCAUUGGGAGCAGGGAGCCCAGAGCAGGCACCCUGCCCCUGGCAGGACAAGAGCUCCGCCUUCCGUUCCAAGAGCAGCACUGUUGGAAAUGUGUACUCCAUGGGGGAGAGGGAGCUGUCCCCUUCGAGCCUGGGGGUGCCAGGGGUGGUCGUGCAGCGGAGCCAUUCGGAUCUAGCCUCGGGGUGCCGGCAUCUCAGCCUCAACGUUCCCAUGGAGGCCAGCGUGAGCUGCUCUGCCCUGGGGUCCUCGCCAAGUGAAAGAAGCAAUCUCCUUCCCAAGAGCGUGUUCAUGCAGAAGCCUGGCCUGGGGCACUAUGACAGUACGGACUCUGACAAACAGCUGCCUUUCCCAGGGUCGACUGAUGAUGUGGGAGGGGAUCUGCUCUCCCAAGGUGGUGAGGCUGCUGGGGAUGCAGAAGUCAUCCUACCCGCCUCUGUGCCUGGGAACAGCUCUAGGAGUGACUCAAUUCAGGACCCAGGGGCUAGGACCCAAGGCAGCACCCCGCCUUGCUCUGUGCCCAUGGCUCCUGGCCACAUCCACACCGCCUCUUCUCCCUACUGCCCGCGGCAGGCAGAGAGUGCUGUGAGGACGAAUGAUACCCACUCAGCCUACUGCCACCCCCUGCCCAUCCCGUCCCUGCAGGUUGGCCCUGGGAUGCUGUGCCCCAUGAAUGAAAUGGGCGUCCCUGGAUGCUGCCAUGUCCUGUCUACACCAGAGAUCCUGCCAUUUCCCAAGCUGGUGUCCUCUGUGAGUGAAUCUGGCCUCCAUAACCAGCACUUGGUUAGGUACCACCGCCUGGCGGAAGAGGCGCCAGUUUGCAUCCAUUGUUAUGCUCCGAACAAGUGCCCACAGCAGGAAUCCAUUGCAGGUUCUGCGCUCCUGGCAAACCCAUCAACUCCAGACCCUGUCACCAAGACCAAAGAUGUGUCCACCAUGACUUCCAUUGGCGACCUAGCACUGGGGCCGUUGAGCUCUCUGCAGUGCAGGGAUGCUGAGGUACAGACAGCUCCAUCCACAGCCUGCAAGGCUGUGGCCACCAGUCCCUCUCCACUCAAAGACCAGGUGCCCCCCCAUGUAUUCCCAGAGGUGAACUUAGAGGUCAGCAGAGAGGAGCCCAAGUCCCCAGUGCGUGAGGUCAGGUGGGAUGAAGAGGGGAUGACCUGGGAGGUAUAUGGAGCUUCAGUUGAUCCAGAAGUUCUGGGCCUGGCCAUCCAGAAACAUCUGGAGAUUCAGAUUGAACAGUUCCAGACAGUUCCCUCGAAAGAGGGUACCCAACCAGGUGGUGAGGAGGCCCUGAUUAAGGAGGGGAAAAGAAGGCCCUUUCGAACCAUGAUCCAGUCCCUGAGACGUCCCAGUUGCUGUGUCCACUCAAGCACAGCUGUGGAAUAACAAGGAUACCCUUUCCUUUGUAUUCUCAGACUUUCUGGGAAUGACUGGUUCCCUCUGCUAUAGAAGAUGCAUUAUUCAGGAAAAAAAAAUCAUUACAAAGCCCUCUGGGAUUGGGAUGCCAGCCUGGAUGGAUAAGAAGUGUCUGAGACAGUCACUUAAUUAGCAACACUCCCAGUCAACUCAAGUGGGAGGAAAAAAGAAAGAGAUGGGAAUUGUCAGUUGACUGCCAUUGAAAAAUCUCUGCCUGUUGACUCAUCACCCAUCUCUGCCUUCCUGUGCUGGAGCUAGACUCCAGCUCAUCUAUUUAGGUGCCAUAAGCACUGAGGAGUAUUUCUGGGUUUUUAAAGAGUCUGUUACUGCAUCUCUACUUAAUGGGGACUAAGCUUUCAAAUUUAGCUUCAAAAUGUUCUUUUUUGUUUUCAGUGUUACGUUGGUUAACCUCAUUUCAGACCUAAUGCUGUAGUCUUAUGAAACCUCAAAACCAAAUGUGAGCCCUCUCCAUAACCCCCCUCCACCUGAUUGUGAUUGCCUUUCCGUCAUUGCUCAGUUAAUGAAUUACUAAGUUGCUCGGGGACUUCUGUUAGUUCUGAGUUAUUUCUUCACUACAGGUAGAAUGAACUGUUUCCUAAAGAAAGGCCUGCUUCAGAAAACAUUUAAUUGCAGUAUGUGUGACCUGUGCCUGGGACUUACUUUGUGAAUAGACAGGACAGUUAGUGAUAUCUGAUUUCAGAGGUAUCAGUAAAUCCUGUGGUUUGAUUUCAGAGACACCUGAAAAGAAUCUCUGUCCCCUUAAUAUUUGUAAACCAGUUUGCAAUUCCAUGAUUGGAGCAUCAUUCCUUUAGCUUGAGACUCUCUGGCACUUGUUAAAAUGCAAAUGCUCCCUGAAGAAGGGUGUCACACAUUAAGCCUUAUGUGAGUGUGUACAUCUCGGUAUGAUUAAGUUUGUCAGCUCCUUUUUGGACAACACAUUUGGUAGGAAAGUAGAGACAAAAGUGCUGGGGUGCACAGGAAGUCCCACCUUUCAUAAAUGUGAUCACGUCACGAUCUUGAGAAAUUAUAGCAUAUAAACGUAGCUUACAUUCAAAGGGGCAAUCUCUCCCUUUACUCUCCCAAGUCCAAGGACCAGGGGUAUCAUCCUGUCAUUUUUGUAGUUCCCCACAGAAACUUAGCUCAUAGCUUUUACAUAGCAAGCUGCAAACCCCCAGGUGUUGCCUUUUUAACGAUGCUGGUGGGGAUUUUGUUUUGUUUCUUGACAUUGCAUGGCUCACAUUGCUGAAUGUGGGGCAGGGUCUGGUCCCUGGCACAAGAGGCACUUCAGGGGGAGUGCAUGCAUUGUAAAGCGUCUCCCAUGGUCCUGGCCACAGAUGGAUUGUCAUGUUUUCAAGUGGGCUCUCAAGGUCUUUCUGGAUCUUCCCAUGUGGAUCAUGGAAUAUGGAUGGAUACCAGUCUCUGCCUGCAAAUCUGCCGUUUUUAAACUGGGAAAAUUGGAUCUAGAGGAGAAACUAAUGCUCACAUUUCCCUUUUGUUUGGGGGAAAGAUCUGAGCCUUGGGUUCUUGACUUUUUUUUUUAAAGGAAAGAAAGAAACCAUCGUAGUAUUCUGGUACCAAAGUGAACCCAAUCUGUAUUCUUUUUGCACUGGCCCAUGCUGCAUAGCGCCUUAGUUUUGAGAUUUGUAUGUGUAUGCAUGUGUGUGUGUGUGUGUGUGUGUGUGUGUGUGUGCGCACGCACAUGCCCAUUGUGUGUUUUUGUUUUUGUUUUUUCAAAAAAUUGAAAUGUAAUGAAAGGGCUAAUACCACCCAGUAAUAUGAAAUGUGUUCACGCUGCUUCCUCCGAUGCUUUUCCCUCUCUUCUCUGUAAGGUUGUUGUCCCUUAUACUAUUUUAGUGUAUUGUGUGCAUGGAAUAUUUUGGUAACAUGAAAAAUGUGCCACCCUUAGUGUACAAAGAUGACAUUACUAAAUAAUAGCUCCAGAAGUUGAUUCAGGCUUGUGCUGAGCUGCCCUCACUUUCUUCCUGUUCUCCCCUGAGAGCUGGAAUCCAUGGCCAGAGCUUGGGGUCAGCCCAUGGCCAGGACUCAAGCCCAAUCUGUGGCCAUGGUGAGGGACUCAAUUUGGCCAGAUCAAGGAGGUCAGUUCUGUGUCAGGGCCAGGGCUAAAUUUGUGCCUAGGAUGGAGGGAGGCAUCUACGCCUGGGAUUAAUGCUCAGUAUUUGGUUAGCAGGGAGUUUGUUGAGGGUUAUGGCCAGGUUAGGCAAGCCCCAGUUUCUAGCUAGCUCUCAAUUAUAGGAGCACAAAUUUAGAUCUGGAAGGGACCUGAUAAGCCAACUGUUCUCAUUUGCCAAACAGUUCAUAAGUGUCAUAGGUGAAUUAUGAACUGAGUUCUUCCUGGCUCCAAAUCCAGCACUUUCCAUAUACAUACAUGCUCUCUCUCUACAGGCCAUGGCCAAGACCAAGGGCCACUUGUAGCCAUAGUUAAGGAGUCAGUCUAUGUCAGGAUCAGAGAGUCUGCUUGUCAUCGGAGUUAGUUCAGUCCUAGCUCAGUAUUUAGGGCUGGAUCCAGGACCAGAGGAAUGUUAGUCUGUGACUAGAUUUAAGAUGUAGGCUGACUCCAGGGUUGGGGUUUGGGGGUGGAGAAAGUCAAUUUGUAUAAAAGACUGGGGAGUCAGUCUGUGACCAAAUUUAGGGAUCAGUCUUUGGCUACAAUUAGAAGCCCAGUCUGUUGUUGGUAUUAAGGGAUUAAUUUGGGAUUAGGAGUCAAUUGAUAUAUAAUUAGGGUUGGAAUAUUGUCAAUUUAUGGCUGGGUUUAGGGUACAGUAUCAAUCCCUGGCCAGUGUUAGUAUCUCAGCCUCUAGUCAGAGAACCAAGAGUUAUUAUUCUUUUUUUCUGUGCAAAGUUACCGGCCCCUAUGGGGAUUGAACCCAAAGUGUUGUCCUAACUAUCACUAAGCUCAAACUGAGUUAAUUAGUCCAAAUCCAGCAAGUCAGUUAUCAAAUGUGGGCUUAAUGACUAAAUUUGGGCAAGAAGAUGCAUUUGUCCAAUUCAGCCACAAGUCUGACACCUGCUGUGGUUUAAUGUUUACAAUGUCACUAGUUCAGUCAUUUGGUUGUGACUUGAUUUUAUAAUAUGACUUUUUGGGUUCCCUUAUGACUAUGUAUGUUUUUUUUUUUUUAAAGCUAUAUGAAUAAGACAGCUUCCAAAACUUCAUCAAGGUGGUUCGUUUCAUUCACAUGUCUAGGAAUUGGGGUUGUGUCACUCAUGGGAUGGGAAAAGGGGACAAGGGAAACCCACCUCUCAUUGUUGGGGGGGUAGGCCAAAAAGGGUUCCACAUAAGCAUAAAUCAGAAGCCAGAUAAGAUUUUAAAGUGAAGGUUUUUUUGAAAAUCGAAAUUCAGGAACAGUGGGAAAUGUGAAAUAGGCUAGGUCCCUUGUGUUCCUGGUAAAACUGUAGGCUUGGAGAAAGCUGGGCUAAGAAAACUUACAGGACUGGAAAAGGUACAAUCUGGGGAUUUUUUUAUUUAUUAAUUUUGGUAAUAACAAAUCUAAUCAUUUGUUUUUUAGAAUCAUACAAUCUUAGAUUUAGAAGCGAUAUUAAAAGUCAUCUAGUUGAAUUUCCUGUAUAGUAUUUUUGAGAAAUGGUUAAGAAUUUAAAAAAAAAUUAUCCAUUAAUAGAACUCACUACUUUGCAAGGCAGGCUAUUCCAUUGUUUAACAAUUAAGUGAUUCGAGGGACUCCUUACCCUGAGACACCAUCCCUUCCUCCAAGCUACUCCAAGUUUUAGAGAUUUUGUAGGUUAGAUUCCUUUCAAAAAUAUAGCUUAUAGGUGUUCACCAGUAUGUUUACUUUUACUAUUCAUGCAGAAGGGUUUUUAGUCUAAAGCAAAGGCAUUUAAUAAAAUAGCAAAAUAAUGACAAUUAUAGCAGAAAUUCUAGAUAUAAAUCUUGAUUUCACUCUCCAUAAAUAAUCAUACUCUUUAGGGGGAAGGGUAAAUUUGAAUAAUGUACCAUUGGGGAUAUGCUUGUUGCCAAAACACUUACAAGUUGAAGCACAUGAACAAGGAAUGUGUGUGGCUAGAGCACACGUGAAAAAACAACACAUACCUUUAAUGUUGUAUACCCAUCAAUGUCUUUUGGUUCUUGUAACAUGGGGGUGUUCUCUUCUCUGCUUGUUUUCCCAUAGAAAUCAAAUCUCAACUGUUCCCUGUUGGUCAUUGUAUCUUCGGGUAAUUUUUAGCUACUUUUAGGACAACCUAAUAUCCUGUCCAACUUUGAAUGUCUUAAUGUGCUUACAUCACAACAAAUGUACCUUUUUACCCUGCUUUCUCUGCUCCUAUCCCUCAGUUUUAACAAAGAAAACAAUCAAUCUAAAAUGACCAGUAUAAGUAACAAUGUCUAUUCACAUGCUACAUUUGCCAUCGAUAGUUUUCAUCACUGUAUUCAAUACUGGUCAUUGCAUUUAUUCAGAGUAAAUGCUUUUUUGUGAUGUUUUUACUUAUGAUAUUGUAGUUAUUUGUGCAUAUUGUUUCCUUCACUCUAUCAGCUCAUAACAGUCUUCCUAUAUUUUCUAAUUUCCUUAGAGUCAGUAAGAGGAGCUAGCAAAUGGGAGAAAGAGGGGUCAGAAAAGUAGACGAUGUCAAGGGUAUAGUGCCAUGGAAGUACAGGGAGAAGGUCAUCAUUAGUGUCACUCUCAAGAGAAUGACUGACUAGAAAGCUAUUAUAGCUAUUGAUUAUCCACUUCCCAAAGUUGAGUCAGAAGUCAGUUUAUUAAGGAGUGGAUAGAAAGUGGAGACACUGAAUACUCACUAUUAUUUUCUGAAGCUCAGUGGCAAAGGAAAGUAAAAAAAAAAAAAAAAAGACAAGAGGUAGGUAGGACAGAGAUAAAAUAGAAAGGGAAGGCUUUUUCAGACUAGGGAGAAAGGAACCUGAGCAUGAUUAUAGGCUAUUACAAGGCAGGAGCCAUUGGAAAAGGAAAG